Messenger RNA from Penicillium expansum, 579 nucleotides. RefSeq names its product copper homeostasis protein CutC. Lineage: Eukaryota; Fungi; Ascomycota; Eurotiomycetes; Eurotiales; Aspergillaceae. Gene Ontology annotation, molecular function: copper ion binding. The record is from RefSeq and is a predicted model, not a curated record. The transcript has a single exon. The coding region runs from base 1 to 579 and encodes 192 amino acids.
AUGAUUCGGCCACACUCCGAAGGAUUCUGUUAUGAAGAAUAUGACUUCGAGGUGAUGAAACGAACGCUCAAUUCUCUGAAAUCCUACGGGGCUGACGGUUUCGUCUUCGGGAUUUUGAAUCGAUCCCCAGAAAUGACUUGUGCUCGGAACAUGUCAUGGGUUGAUGUAUCCCGUAACAAGCAGCUUGUUCAACUAGCUGACGGGCGGCCCUGCACAUUCCAUCGUGCCUUUGAUGUUAUUCCUGAGUCCGACUGGGAGAACGCAUUGGCCGAUAUUAUGGAGUGUGGCUUUGCAUCGAUUUUAACCAAUGGUGGUGCUUCGGGAACAAAAGCAGUGGAGUGUGUUGAUAAGCUACGAGCUCUAGUGCGUUAUAAAACACAACUAGAAGAGGAAAGCAAGCUUCGAAACAACAAGGUUCCAGAAAUCAUUGUUGGAGGUGGUGUGAGGGCAUCAAACAUAGGCUUGCUUCACCACAUCACCGGUGCCACAGCCUUCCAUUCUGCUGCCCUUCUAGCCACGGAGGAGAUCACAUCCGCAACUGAGGUGUUUAAGAUGAAGGAUGAGAUAAUGCGGGGAUGA